AUGGGGAAUGAGUCCAACAACAACAUAAAUUGGUGCGUCCCUUCUAGGACUUCCACCUUCCAUGGCAACGGUGGCGGAGUAGCAGCAAGCGGGGAGAGAAGGCGGGAGACCAUGACCAGCAAGGUAGCUUCUGGUCAAUUACAAGAGGAUCACAGCCUGAGUUACGACUUCUGCAUCAAGGAUGGCGGUGGUGGGUGUAUAUUUCAAGCAUCGGGGGUGCUAUUGGGAUCGUGA
Messenger RNA from Linum trigynum, 234 nucleotides. NCBI's taxonomy places the organism in Eukaryota, Viridiplantae, Streptophyta, Magnoliopsida, Malpighiales, Linaceae. The record is from the annotation of a GenBank genome assembly.